This is a messenger RNA of Exophiala viscosa, 837 nucleotides long. RefSeq names its product GPR1/FUN34/yaaH family-domain-containing protein. The transcript has 5 exons. Bases 1 to 837 code for a protein of 278 amino acids. Lineage: Eukaryota; Fungi; Ascomycota; Eurotiomycetes; Chaetothyriales; Herpotrichiellaceae. The record is from RefSeq and is a predicted model, not a curated record. Gene Ontology annotation, cellular component: plasma membrane. Gene Ontology annotation, molecular function: acetate transmembrane transporter activity.
AUGUCGUCCGCAGGCCGAGCAGACUCGUACGACCCGGACAUGAUCUCGGAGAAGCCGAACCUGUCGCACGUUGUCUCUUCUGGCGCCAUUUCCAUCAGUCCUGAACUCUUCGAGAAGCUCUACUUGACACCCAAGACCCCGCAUGCCGGCGACAACAUCAGACGCUUUGCCAACCCUACUCCUCUAGGCUUUGUUGGCUUCGUUAUUUCUACAAUGACCUUUGCAAUGGUCGAGAUGGGCUGGGGCGGUGCCUCGGGCCUGUAUCCCGUCGUCGGCAUUUUCUUCUUCGUUGGUCCAGUCCUACUCAUUCUGACUGUCAUCUUCGAAUGGAUCAUGGGCAACUUCUUCUCCAUGAUGGUCUGCGGCCUUUUCGCCGUCUUCUGGCUUAGUUUCGGCAUGUUGCAAUUACCCACGCUAGGUCUUGGUGCGCCAUACUCAACAAGCGGCACUGACUCUGUUGCGGGAGAAGCCACCAAGGCAUAUAACGCCGUCAUUGCGCUGUACUUGAUCAUCUGGGGCUUCGCGCUGUUUACCUACUUCAUCUUCACGCUCAAGACGAAUUGCGUGUUUGCCGGUAUCUUCUUGUUCGUCACGAUCGCCUGCUGGGUCCUCAGUGGCGCGUACUGGAAGGUCAGCAGGGGUGAGUAUGCGACUGCUCAUACGUUGCAGGUGACCGGAGGAGCUUUGCUGUUCAUCGUCGGUAUUCUUGGCUGGUAUAUGUGCUUUGUGAUGAUGGCUGCUGAAAUGCGUUUGGCUAUCACGCUGCCUGUGGGCGAUCUUAGUCAUUUCUGGCCCAGAACUGAUGUUGAGUUGGGUAGGGCUGAGAAAGAGGCUUGA